GUUGAGUGAUAAAGUACCACACAUCUAUCGGAUAGAGGAACAGACAUGUCUGUCUGUCCACACAUACACACAAUCGAUGCACACAUUUCCAACCAGCACUCAAAGCAGCCCAGCCAGCUGUCUCCCUCCCUCCCUGGCUCUCCUCCCGUCCGUCAGUCACAUCAUUGUCUGUCUGCCUGUCUGUCUGUCUGUCUGAGUGUCUGUGUCCAUCAUGGGGAUUGAUCAACAGUGAUCAGUCAGUCGUCAUAUUCGCAGACUUCGUCGAAGGUCAGCUUGAGGGUCACCUUCCCAUCGCCAUCAGGGGAACGCACACGAACCACAACCAAGUUUCUAUGAGAUGAAUGAGAACACACACACACACAGGGGGAGGCAUUAUAUAGGUGUUUGUUUCGCGAUGUUCGGGUGCUUCUGUCCACUGUCGUCACUCACCUCCCAGAGUCCCGCUCAACCACUUCAGCCGACCGACCUGUCAGUCAAUCCACACACACACGCACACACACACACACACACGCACACACACACACACACACGAGGCCAUGCAAUGCAAUGAGUGUGGGAGUCAGGCUUGCAUUCGACGUACCCAUGUAGAUCUUCCUUUUGUCCUCUUGGCUGACGAUCUUGACCGUAGUGCAGUCCCUGCCCACCACCGUCUCGAGCUGCUUCUCGGACGCGUCCACCUUCUUGCCGCUACCCUGCAGCUGCACCCGUGUCCACACACGACCUCCCUCCUCCCACACAGACAAAACACGACCUGCGACACGACAAACAACAAGAGAAACGAACGAGAUCAAUCAAUGCAUCCGUCCGUCUCUCUGUCUUCCCUCGCUCACUCACUUACCCUUCUCCCGAUAGUUGGGAUGUUUCUGACUUGCAAUUUUGACGACCAGGCCCUUGAGCAGCCAGGUGGCCAACCGCCCCUCCCCACCCUCCCCUUCGAUGCCUCCGUCCCUGCUGGUCGGCACGCCGUUGGAGUCCUGCGAUGGUGACGGGGAUGCGGUCGGCGGCAAGGCGGGGCCGUGCACCACCUCCAUCUCGCUCACCGCCUCGGCCGCUGGGGGUGGCUGAUCGGCGUCCUCAGAUGCCUCGAACCGCUCCUCUGAUGCACCAAGCACCUGACAGAGGCAACAGUCGCCAUGGACGCAGGUAUGGAUUCUGUCUGUGUGUGUCUGUGUGAGGAUGUGAUGUGCUGACGCACUUACCUUGACCUUCUUGGCUGCUGGCGGGGCAUUCUCGCCCGGCAGCCCAAUGUUGGCGCCCAGCCCCGCCUUAUCGAACGCCCGUUUCUUGAGCUCCAGCGGCUUGGUCGUGUGCAGCUUGGGGUCGUAGCCCAUCCCCAACAGCAUGGCCAUGCCGAACUGCUCUAUCGGCACCGACUCAUACGAGCCCAGCCGCACCUCGGGCAGCAUCGCCAUCUCGCGCUUCAGCUGGUCCUUCUCGGAUAACCCCGCCUUCCGCAGCUCAGCAAGGUGGGUGUUGCGGGCGAGAAUGGGGACGGGGAGCGACGCGUCAUCAGCCGACACCUCGCCCUUGGCCUCCUUGACGAGAGCGUCGGCCGCCUCGCCAAACUCGGACUUGACCAUGACAACGUCCCUCCUCUCCUGAGGCUCUUGCUUUGCAAGACCACCAGCCGUCCUCUUGGGCAUCGGCCUGAGGGUGUUCUUGCAGGGGAUGAUCAAAUGGCCGGGCACAGGCGCCUUGUCUUUGUCUUCGAACUCGCCUGAGGCGUCCACCGAGAGGAUAACUCGCCUGUCGUCCUUGGCGGCGGCCUCUGGUGGCUGGACGGGCGCGGGAGGUGGACGCUCGGGCUUCUUGGACGCCUUGACCGAGAAGGAAAACUUCGGGCGACUGCUGUCGGCCAUGUCUACCACCGAAACAAACCCUUGCGUGACUGCUGACAGUAGCGUCAAAUAUCUACACGAGGGAACGCUCUGUG
Messenger RNA from Vitrella brassicaformis, 1933 nucleotides. The record is from the annotation of a GenBank genome assembly. NCBI's taxonomy places the organism in Eukaryota, Vitrellaceae.